This is a messenger RNA of Bolinopsis microptera, 3784 nucleotides long. RefSeq names its product calpain-5-like. Gene Ontology annotation, cellular component: cytoplasm. Bases 145 to 3225 code for a protein of 1026 amino acids. Gene Ontology annotation, biological process: proteolysis. NCBI's taxonomy places the organism in Eukaryota, Metazoa, Ctenophora, Tentaculata, Lobata, Bolinopsidae. Gene Ontology annotation, molecular function: calcium-dependent cysteine-type endopeptidase activity. The record is from RefSeq and is a predicted model, not a curated record. The transcript is spliced from 14 exons.
AUCAUUAAAUAUUUGACCCAAAUUCUUUGCUCCAAGGCUUUUACUAUGUUUAACUCGUUGUAGGAUGAUUAUUGUAUGUUUGUGGUAAGACGGUGACCUGCUUUGAUUAUUACCAUGGCUCGGAGACAUGCAGACUGAUUUGUGAUGGAGGUGUCGAUCCCACCAGAAAAUAAGGACGAAGAUAGUGGGGACGUCCCACGCUCCGAGCAGAAUGGAGAUGUCUCGCCGGACACUUAUAAGGACAACCAGAGUGAGGACCUAUCACUAGACACUAGGGGCAAGAUGAGUAGUGGAGCUGUCUCCCCGGACACUAAGGGAGAGCAGAAUGGAGACGAUGUUGUAAUCUUAUCGAAAACUAACGGCAGUCAUAGCGGAAACAUUAAUGAACAGUAUAACAGUAAAGAAGUUUUAACAGCAACGGAGAGAGAGUCGAGUGGCGAUGUCCCCAAAGAAAGUAAGGACGAGCCUAGUGCAGAUUUCUCCACAGUCAAUAAGGAACUGCGUAGAGGAGACGUCUCCACAGAAAGCAAGGUAGGGCCGAGUAAGGGUGAACCGAAUGGAGACAUUCCAAAAGAAAUUAAGAAAGAGCUGAAUGGCGACGUCUCAUUAGACUCUAAUGGCGAACCGAAUGGAAACAUUCCAAAAGAAAUUAAGGAAGAGCCGAGUGGCGAUGUCACCAAAGAAAGCAAAGAAGAGCCUAGUGGCGAUGUCCCCACAAAAAUUAAGGAAGAGCCUAGUGGCGAUGUCCCCACAGAAAUUAAGGAAGAGCCUAGUGGCGAUGUCUUCACAGAAAUUAAGGAAGAGCCUAGUGGCGAUGUCACAAAAGAAAGCAAGGAAGAGCCUAGUGGCGAUGUCCCCACAGAAAUUAAGGAAGAGCCUAGUGGCGAUGUCACCAAAGAAAGCAAAGAAGAGCAUAUUGGCGAUGUCACCACAGAAACGAAGGGCGACGACGAGAACGGCGGGGAUUAUGGUGUACUUCGCCAGUCAGAGAUAGUUUCUGCAGCAGAGGGAAAGGUGACGAAAUCCAGCAAGUCGUCCUCCAGAUCGUCCUCAAGACUGAGCAGUAAGGACGGGGAGAGGUCACCAAAGAUGGGUCACAUCGUCUGGAAACGUCCAAAGGAGUUAAAUCCGCGGAGUCGUCUGCUAAGCGGAGGGAAGAUGUUCCGCGGGGACCUGGUUGAAGGGGUGAGAGGGACACCCAACUUUGGGGCUGCGUGUUCAGCUCUGGCCCUCAAACAUGAGCUCCUGUUUCAAGUCAUGCCCGAUGACCAGUGUCCGAUAGCAUUUGAAGACGAUUGGGGGAUUUAUAAGUUUAGGUUCUGGAGGUACGGUAACUGGACAGAAGUAACGAUAGACGACAAGUUGCCUAGUGUGGCUGGAGAGUUGCUUUACUCUCAUACUUUAGAGAACGAUGAACACUGGAUGUGUGUGAUGGAGAAAGCUUAUGCUAAAUUUAACGGUUGUUACGAUAUAAUAAACAAAAUCCCCUUAUCUGACAUGUUACAACACAUGACAGGGGGUAUAACUGAGACCCUGACUUUAAGAACAGUGGGUAGCUCGGAACAACUGGGCUGUUAUGUGGAGAACUGUUUUAAGAAGAGGGCUCUCAUACUUACUACUGCUCUGAAGAGCAAGGAAGGUAUGAUGCUAGGACUGGACAGCGAGCUACCGUACAUUGUUACACGGGUUAAACGGAGAACCAGAGUGCACCCUUGUUUAGUUUGUCUUUACAGUCCUUUCGGGGCUAGUGGUUGGGCUGGACCUUGGGGACGAGACUCGCCAGAGUGGCGGAACUUUUCCCACGACGAUGUUUACAACUUUGGACUGAUGAACGAGUCUGAUUUUGAUUUUUGGAUCUCAGUGGAGGAUCUGGUGGAAUUUUUUGAAACUGUUUUCAUUGCUCACCAGUCUUCUGAUACUAUGGCAGGUAUAGUCCAGCAACUGGAUCCGAGUAUUGUCAGCUUGGUACGUAGCGGGGUGUUUGGAAACUGGAUAAAAGACAAAACUGACGGCGGAGCACCAAAUAACGCAAAGUUCCUGACGCACAACAUCCAGUUUCUGGUAACACAACAGAGUAUUGAUGAUAAGAUGUGUGUGUUAUCUCUAGUACAGAGGUUCAGACCUAGGAACACCCCUCAUGAGGGGUUUAUGUGUAUAGGAUUCUCUGUCUUCAAGGCCCCUGAGAACAUACAAUACCGAAUGACAGAUUUAAAAGAAGCGCCAGUAGCCAUAGCAACCUACUCCUACAAAGAAAGUGUAUCAGUGAGGGUGGACCUGGAACCAGGCAACUACGUUGUCAUACCAACGUCCUAUCAAGCAGGGGUUGUUGGGGAGUACCUUUUGAGAUGUGUUAGUCCUAGGAACCUCAACAUAAGAGCGUUAAAGCAAGCGCCACCCUCCGUUACAAAGAAGCAGGUUAUUGAUGUUGAGCUGUUGUGCGGUGAGAACCUCCCCGACGUAACCCACAGCUACGAUGCGGACCCUGAACAAGAGGUAUACUGCGUGAUAUGGUGCGGAAAGGACAAAUGCCAGUUUCCCAUAAAGCGAGGUCCUAACCCGCUGUGGAACAGUAUCGCUACCUUCCACGCUAAGAGCCCCUACAAAAGGACCAUCUUUGUUCAGGUGUGGUAUAAACCAGCUCCAGGAUCCAGUGCUAAGGAGGACGUUUGUCUCGCAGAGACCUGCCAGCUCCCUAUCAUCACUGGAGAUCAUAAGGUCGUUUGUCAACUAACAUUAUCCAAGAAGACAUCAGCCAACAAAACCCCCGUUGCCAUACCCAAAUCAAGUAAAAAAGGUGGAUCCAGAUGUGCAGGUUCCAUCACCCUCAUAGUCCGGUACAACCCUCUUCCCACAGUAUUCCGGGGUAUCCCAAAGGGCGGUAGUAACGUCCAAGUUGUAUCCAUGGAUAGAGGACGAGAACGUGUAAUGGACACCUCAGAAUCUGAAAACAGUUCAAAUAGAGACAGAAAGUGCAGGACUGAACCGCGAGGUGGGGUGGCGUUGUUGAACCAUGUUGCGCUAUCAAACCAAGGUUCCAUAUCUUCUUUAGUUAGAUCUGGAACCAACAGUCCACACCGACCUUCAGUUGGAAGCAACUACAAUGCUGACCAGAUCAUCCUUCCCCCCUACUGCUGCUCUGAACCGAGAGCAGCUGAACAGGGCCUCCCCCGCACGAAGGUCCAGGUCUCGUCACCCUACAGACGAGGACGCCAUCAUUCAGGCUAACAGAUCCAAGUCAAUGCACUCUCGGCCUCAGAACGGAGGGCCGGUUCCUGUUCCGGGGGGUUCAAAUUCUCUGGAUGAUUUGUUCGAUGAUGAUAGACCUGUGAAACUGAUGGUUAACUGUGAUAAGACUCUUUCCCCGGAGCAGCCCUUGCGAGGGCUUGCCUCCGAUCAUUCUCUGAGAGCAGGAACUAUACUCCCUCCUUAUCAGUACCCCACUCCGAUCCCUGAGCCUAAUUGCAGUAAUGUGAACUUUAUUGGAAACGGCGAUCACGUGGAUGGUAAAACCAAUGGAUCGAUUCUCAGAACUGUUGCUCCAACUCCAAGGUGAAAUUGAUUGAAGAUUUGAACGUUGUUUUUCUUAAAUAUGCGAUCCUUUUUCUGACAAGUUUGAUAAAUUUUACUCACGACAGAUCACCAUGAGUGUACGAUUUGUAAAAAGUUGUUGCUCGACACUUCUGAUGAUGAUGAACCCCUUUUCGUUUUUGAUUGUUGGCUCUUUAUUUCGUUUUUAUUCUAUGUUGUUUGUUUGAUUUUUGCUAUUGAAAUUUUCCUUGAAUUC